AUGGAGUAUUCAACAUGGGUCCUAGCUAAUGGACCUCUUUUUUUCCCAAAUUUCAUACUGAAUGCAUUUUUUAUCUACUGCAUGGUGCGACCACUUUAUGGAGAAAGGAUCAAGCAACCUUUGAAGCUUCUGCUGAGCUCCUUGAUUGCCAGUACAGUUGCUUACCUGAUGCCAACCUUUGUGGUUUUUUUCUUGAAACAUCGAACUGAAAACUAUAAGAUUACUCAGCUUUUACGUUUGAUAUCCGUCUUCUGUUUGUCCACCAGUAUAUCCUCCUGUGUUUGGCUGAACUUCUUUUACUGCACUCAGAUUGUACCUGCACAGAGAGGACUCUUCAUCUGGAUUAAGAAGAAUAUCAAACGCUUCAUCUUCUGCAUUUGGUCUGUUGAAAUCUUCUGCAGUUUUUUUGACUUUGUUGUGGUACUUAUAAAUAAUUUUCCUGCUUAUGACUCUGGAUUCAAUGACACUUUUACAGUGAAUACAUACCAGUACAUACAGAUGCCUGCAAGAGAUUCUGUGGAACUGAAAAAAAUGUUUGUCAUUCUGACUGUAAUGCAGAGGCUUCACUUUUAUUUCUGUGCCGGUGUUAUGGUGAUAUCUAGUGGUGUCACUGUAGUCUACCUGGCCAGGCACAUGCGGCAUAUGGUUGAAAAUGGACAGUCCCUCGCUUGUUCAAAGUUAAGCAGUCAGGUGAGGGUCACUGCCAUGGGCAUCCUUCAAGGACUUCUGUAUCUGUUCUUUGCUUUGUGGCAUCUCCUCAGGCACAGCCUGUGA
Melanotaenia boesemani (Boeseman's rainbowfish) is the source of this 774-nucleotide messenger RNA. RefSeq names its product taste receptor type 2 member 40-like. The transcript has 2 exons. NCBI's taxonomy places the organism in Eukaryota, Metazoa, Chordata, Actinopteri, Atheriniformes, Melanotaeniidae. Gene Ontology annotation, molecular function: G protein-coupled receptor activity. The coding region runs from base 1 to 774 and encodes 257 amino acids. Gene Ontology annotation, cellular component: membrane. The record is from RefSeq and is a predicted model, not a curated record. Gene Ontology annotation, biological process: G protein-coupled receptor signaling pathway; sensory perception of taste.